This is a messenger RNA of Sciurus carolinensis (gray squirrel), 3109 nucleotides long. Its product is annotated as asialoglycoprotein receptor 1. The record is from RefSeq and is a predicted model, not a curated record. Bases 1625 to 2860 code for a protein of 411 amino acids. NCBI's taxonomy places the organism in Eukaryota, Metazoa, Chordata, Mammalia, Rodentia, Sciuridae. The transcript is spliced from 9 exons. Gene Ontology annotation, molecular function: signaling receptor activity.
UCAUACAUGCCAGCAUACAUGCCUUAUACAUGUUCUACUACUGAGUCCACCCUCAACCCUUUAAAAAUUUUGUAUUUAUUUGGAGAUAGGCUCUUGUUAAAUUAUGGCCUUAAACCAUUCAAUCUUAAACUGGAAAUCCUCCUGCCUCAGUCUUCCAAAUUGCUGGGAUUAUAAGCAUGUGCCACUGUUCCUGGCUGGAGUAAUUAUUUUGUAGCAAUAGAUAACUAAUAUAGCUGUGCAAAUGCACAAUUCUAUUAUAUACAUUAUAAGGCAUGUAACUCUAAAUAGAAACAUAAAGAUUAAUACGUAUGCAUAUGUGUGUAUAGAUAUAUGUAUACAUACACAUAUACACACAACACAUAUACAUACAAUGUUUAGCAUUAGUCCAAGCACUGUUCUCUAAUCAAUAAAUUUGGGGAACAUGGUUAUAAGGUGGAAACCACAUUUAAAAACAUGCAAACAGAAAGAUGCACACUUGGUAAGUGUACGGCUUUCUGCAGUUUUACAAGCUAAGCAUCAUUGUGUGACCAGCUUCCAGAAAAAGAAGGUGGACUUUCCCUUCAGGGAAACCCCCAGACCUUCCUGUGUUCCCUGACAGUCCCUACCUCUGUGGGCGUAACCAGUAUUCUGACUGAGUCAGCAUAGGCUUUUGGGGCCUGAAUAAACCAGAUUGUAAGUGAUAAUAUCAGAGCAUGUUAAAUUAACAACCCCAAUUGUCACCAAAAUCACUGGCCACGGGCCCAGUGCAGGUAAACAAACACAAGGGUUUUCAGGACACAGGCAAAUGAAGGCACAUACAGAGCUGUCACUCUAUGCAAGUGAUGUGUUCCUGAAUAUCUCACAUAAUCUAGACAAUUCAAGUCUAGUUUUAUUGAAAUAUCUGCAAAGCAGGAUUUGUACAACUUCACAUUUGGAGCUGUAAAGGAGACUUGUUAGCAUCUUUAUUGUUGCCCAGUUUCCAUAAUUUAAAUUAUGUUAAUUUCCAGUUAACAUAAUUUGAAUUCAGACAACCCUCUCUGAAGCCCAUGAUUUACCAUAUCUGGAACUCCAGGACUUUCAUAUGUGGAUGGGAUGGGAGCCCAGUCCUGGGGGUGGUUCUGGGGGCAGCACAUAGGGUAGAGCCAGGCUGCCCAGUCCUUCCUGUGCUGCUUCCUUGCAGUGUGAAUCUGGCAAGCUCUUGCCAAACAGGGCCUUAACUUUCUCUCCUGCAAAAUAGGUUGUGCUGGGGGAUAACAGAAAUGAAUGUGAGAGACAUUUUGGGACACAUAGCAGAUGCCAGUGGAGGUUCAUCAGCGCCAGACCAACUGAGGUUCCCCACUGCCCCCUAUCCUGCAUCCAUGCUUCUUGGAGGACUUCAGACUCCCCAGAAGAGUGAGGGAGUCAGGCUAGGCUGGCUGGGGAGCCUGAGGCCCAGCCCACAGGAAGCCGUGGCCUCUGGGGUCACAGAACUGGAUUGGGCAAGAGCAGGGAACUGGUCGGUCCCUCUGAUUCUGGUCAGGGAUAUUUGGAGACACCAACAAUUCUGGGAAACUCAGAGGUAGGGAGUGAAAGGGGCAGGGACAGAGGGGAAACAACAAACUGUACCUCAGUGCCCCCAGGCCUGUUCCCCUUCCCAAAUGGUUCAAUGAAGUGUGAGGUGACUGACUUGUGGGUGUGUGUGGGGACUGGCUGGAGACUCCCCUUUCCUGGGGAGGACAGCAGAGGCAACUCAUCCCCCACUCCCACCCCCAAGUUCCAAAUCCAUUUCCAUCUUUGUUUACUGUCCAAAGUCCCAAACAUUGGAGAUGCCAGAUUCCGUGUGCUCAGACACACAGACACCCAUACCACAGACACACAGGCCCAGGGCCCUCAUAUGGACCCUGCCUCCUCCACUCCCACUGUCCAGGGCUGGCCACCUACUCUAAUUCUCCAGGCUUCAGCCCCUUCCUUAGCCUGGGAUCUGCAUUACAUCAAGGGACCUUGGAGCCAGACUUCCAGAACUUCAUCCAGCACCAGGCCUAUCAUGACAAAGGAGUAUCAAGAUCUUCAGCACCUGGACAAUGAGGAGAAUGACCAUCAUCAGCUCCGAAGAGGGUUGCCUCCCUCUCAACCUCUUUUGCAGCGACUCUGUUCUGGACCCCGCCUCCUCCUGUUCUCCUUGGGCCUCAGUCUUCUGUUGCUGGUGGUUGUCUGUGUGAUUGGAUCCCAAAACUCCCAGCUGCAGGGGGAGUUGCAGGCCCUGAGAAAGACCUUCAGCAACUUCACAGUGAGCACUGAGGCUGAGGUCAAGGCUGUGAGCACCCAGGGAGGCAAUGUGGGAAGAAAGAUGAAGUUGCUGGAGUCCCAGCUGGAAAAACAACAGCAGGAUCUGAGUGAAGAACACUCCAGCUUGCUGCUCCACGUGAAGCAGUUUGUGUCUGACCUGCGAAGCUUGAGCUGUCAGAUGGCUGUCCUCCAGGGCAAUGGCUCUGUGAGGACCUGCUGCCCCAUUAACUGGGUGGAACAUGAAGGCAGCUGCUACUGGUUCUCCAGCUCUGGGAGGCCCUGGCCAGAGGCAGACAAGUACUGCCAGCUGGAGAACGCUCACCUGGUGGUAGUCACCUCCUGGGAGGAGCAGAAAUUUGUCCAGCACCACAUGGGCCCUUUGAACACCUGGAUAGGUCUAACAGAUCAAAAUGGCCCUUGGAAAUGGGUGGAUGGGACUGACUAUGAGACAGGCUUCAAGAACUGGAGACCAGAUCAGCCAGAUGACUGGUAUGGGCAUGGGCUAGGAGGAGGCGAGGACUGUGCCCACUUCACCCCUGAUGGUCGCUGGAAUGAUGACUUCUGCCAGAGGCCCUACCGCUGGGUCUGUGAGACAGAGCUGGGCAAGACCAACUAGGACCCUUCCUCCCCCUAAUUUAUUUCCUCAAUGCCUUGAGCUGCUGAGGUCUGGGAUUGGAAAUCCUCCUAUGUGGGGGUCUCCACUGUCUUGGGAAUUUUCAUCUAGGAUUUAAAGGAGAGGGGGAGUGUAUAGUGUUGUAUGGAGUGGUGGGACGAUGGCAACCCAUGACACUUUCUGCAGUGUGCAGCUUAUUAAUGACUUUUUCUUUUUUUAGAGUAAACGGAAGAGCAAUAUAUUUAAACAUUC